Molecule: messenger RNA, 1530 nt
Organism: Spinacia oleracea (spinach)
Lineage: Eukaryota; Viridiplantae; Streptophyta; Magnoliopsida; Caryophyllales; Amaranthaceae
Exons: 11
Coding region: 374-1294 (306 amino acids)
Source: RefSeq, a predicted model, not a curated record
AAGCUCUAGAGUACUACAGUUUAAAAAAUAUUCGUUCACCCUCACCCACUGACCACUGUGCCCGCCCCGUCGCAAUCUCAGUGCUUUCUCCCAUAACUGUUGUUCAGUUCGCACUCCGGCGGUCGUGUAAGGCGGCGGAAUACCCUUUUCAGCCGUUAGGAGUGAGAUUAGUAGCUGCAACAUUUUAUGUCUGCUGAGUUUGCUGGUUUGGUGGUAAUUGUUGAAAGCUGGGAAUUUUGUUCUUUAAACUUCAUAUGUGCUAAAUAGUUGCGGGUUCUUGCUGUGGUGGGAUUAUCUUUUAAGGAUGUAAAUUUUGCUGCAAUUGCAAGGAAAAAUUCACCGCAAGCCUUUGGAUUCCGGUAUUAAUGCAAGCAUGGAGUCUGACAGGUUAAAUCUGCCAGACACAUCAGUCGUUACAAUAGAUUUACUGGGGCAUCAAUUGCAAUUUUCUCAGGAUCCAAAUUCCAAGCAUUUGGGAACUACAGUAUGGGAUGCAUCAAUGGUCUUUGCCAAGUAUCUGGAAAGGAAUAGCAGAAAAGGGAGAUUUUGCCCAUCCAAACUCAAAGGGAAGCGAGUCAUUGAACUUGGGGCAGGCUGUGGAGUAGCUGGCUUUGGGAUGGCAAUGUUAGGAUGUGAAGUGGUCACAACUGACCAGAAAGAAGUUCUGCCGCUUCUACAAAGAAAUGUUAAACGUAAUACUUCAAGGAUCAUGCAGGCAAUUGCCAAUUCAGAUUCAUUUGGCUCUAUAAAGGUUGCAGAACUGGAUUGGGGUAAUAAUGAUCAUAUACAAGCUGUUGAUCCCCCAUAUGAUUAUGUGAUUGGCACUGAUGUGGUUUAUGCAGAACAUCUUCUUGAUCCACUGUUGCAAACGAUUCAUGCUUUGUCUGGACCACGCACUACCGUUGUGUUGGGUUAUGAGAUACGUUCUACAAGCGUCCACGAACAGAUGCUUCAAAUGUGGAAGAACAACUUUGAUGUGAAAACUGUUCCAAGAACCAAGAUGGACAUAAAGUACCAGCAUCCAAGUAUCCAGCUUUACUUGAUGGGACAAAAGUUUUCCUCUGGAAUUGCUUUGGCAGCAGAUCAAGAGAAAAAGCAAGCAGCUGAAUUUUUAGAGAGAGAAAGUAACCCGAGAGAAGGAAAGACCAGUGGGGUGGAUGAAGUUGGGAGUGAGAAAAACGAUAUAGGUUGCUCGGAUUCUACAGGACUUUCAAGUCGAGAUCUUACUGACUGGGAAGUGCGAAGAUGUGGUGCCAUGGCUGCUCGUCUCCUUCGUGAUGUCAAAAUCAACUAGAAGUUCCAUAGCUUGCUGUCAUUUCUGUUACUGUAUGCUUCUGUCGUCACUGUUUUAGGUGUUGCUGCAAGUUUCUUAUGAGAAGAUCUACUAUUAGCAGUAGAGGUUAUGUGGGGGUCUUCUCUUCUUUUUUCUUUUGCAUGGUUAAAGAUUGUAUUUAUAAGACCCUUGAUUUGAAAUGUAACCAAUUUAAACUCAGACAACAAAUUAGAAGUCCCUACCGGUUGAUUAGCUAC